ACGCGGGGCGGGGGCCUCGGGGCGCGGGGCGGGGCCGAGAUGCCGGGGGCGCGGGGCGGGGGUCCCGGGCGCGGCGACACUCCAGCCGGCAGACCCUGGAAGGGUGGGGCGGGGGGCGGGCCCGCCAAGUCCCGGAAGUCGCGCUCUCGUGGGUCUUCGUGAUUGGCUGGGACAGAAUCGAGCAGGGUUGUCCCGCCUCCUUGAGGCGGCUAUUGGCCCAGGACCCUGCCUGUCUGAGCGGCCCCACCCGCCCGCCGUCCUCUGGCGGCCGUUGGAAUCGCGGCCCUGCCCACCCGCCGCCGCGUCCAGGGCGGUGUCCCCGCGGUCUGUGGCCGCGGACACGGCAGGGCGGAAGGAGGCCAGAAUCCUAAGCGGGACGGGCCAGGGCCGCUGCACAGGUCAGGCACGGAGCGAUGGCAGCCCCAGCGACCUCAGCACCCUCGGCCCCACCCGCCCCGGUCGCGCCUGGUGACCUCUCGGAGGGCGGGAGUCGGGGCCCUCCUGACCUCCCGCCGGAGCCCAAGCAGCUCCCAGAGCUGAUCCGCCUGAAGCGAGACGGAGGCCGCCUGAGUGAUGUGGACAUCAGGGGCUUCGUGCGCGCCGUGGUGGACGGGAGCGCGCAUGGCGCGCAAAUCGGGGCCAUGCUCAUGGCCAUCCGACUGCGAGGCAUGGAUCUGGAGGAGACCGUGGCGCUGACCCGGGCCCUGGCCACGUCCGGACAGCAGUUGGAGUGGCCGGAGGCCUGGCGCUCGCAGCUCGUAGACAAACACUCCACAGGAGGAGUGGGUGACAAAGUCAGCCUGGUCCUGGCACCUGCCCUGGCUGCCUGUGGCUGCAAGGUACCAAUGAUCAGCGGACGCGGUCUGGGGCACACUGGGGGCACACUGGAUAAACUGGAGUCUAUUCCUGGAUUCACUGUCAUCCAGAGCCCAGAGCAGAUGCAAGGGCUCCUGGAGCAAGUGGGCUGCUGUAUCGUGGGUCAGAGCAAGAAGCUGGUUCCUGCUGAUGGAAUCCUUUAUGAAGCCAGAGAUGUGACAGCCACUGUUGACAGCCUGCCACUUAUCACAGCCUCCAUCCUCAGUAAGAAGGUGGUGGAGAGCCUGUCUGCUCUGGUGGUGGAUGUGAAGUUCGGAGGGGCCGCAGUCUUCCCUAGCCAGGCACAGGCCCGGGAACUGGCAGAAGUGCUGGUUGGCGUGGGAGCCGGCCUGGGGCUUCGGGUCGCGGCGGCUCUGACGGCCAUGAACAGCCCCCUGGGCCGCAGCGUGGGCCACAGCCUGGAGGUGGAGGAGGCGCUGCUUUGCAUGGAUGGUGCCGGGCCGCCGGACCUGCGAGACCUGGUCACUAGGCUCGGAGGGGUCCUGCUCUGGCUCAGCAGACAGGCGGAGACCCAGGACGAAGGCGCCGCCCGGGUGGCCCAGACCCUGGACGACGGCUCAGCCCGGGACCGGUUCGAGCGGAUGCUCGCGGGGCAGGGCGUGGACCCGGGCCUGGCCCGAGCCCUAUGCUCUGGGACUCCCGCGCAGCGCCGGCAGCUGUUGCCCCGCGCCCGGGAGCAGGAGGAGCUGCACGCGCCCGCAGACGGCACGGUGGAGCUGGUCCAGGCGCUACCGCUGGCGCGCGUGCUGCACGAACUCGGGGCCGGGCGCAGCCGCGCGGGGGAGCCACUCCGGCCGGGGGUGGGCGCCGAGGUGCUAGUCAGCGUGGGUCAGAGACUGCGCCGCGGGAUGCCGUGGCUUCGCGUGCACCUGGACGCGCCCGCGCUCAGCGCCGCGCAGCGCCGCGCUCUGCAGGAGGCGCUGGUGCUCUCGGACCGCGCGCCCUUCGCCGCCCCCUCGCCCUUCGCAGAGCUCGUUCUGCCGCCGCCCAGGACCAUGUCCACCCACACGCAGCAAUGAAGCCGAGAGUGCCAAGUCCUAUCCAUGCCUGUGGGGAGAUUAAUAAAGGGAAACCUUUAAAACGGGGUCCAGAGGACAGGAGGGAGAGUGCCACAUAGCGCCGGCGGGCAGUUACAGGAAGAGAGUCCGGGACAGGCCCCAAAAGAGAAUCCUCAGUACAGGAAGAAAUGUGCGCUGCAUUCCAAGCAAAUCACCGCCCCAGCCUGAACUCUCCUUUCCUCCAAGAGACUUUGAUUCAAAACCCUCCUAACUUCCUCCUUCUUUUCUACAAAAUAACAUUCUCCUGUCUUGUUUGCUAGAUUUGCCUAUGGUCCGCCAUAGCUUGCACAACCGGAAUUGCAAUUCUUUGGCUAUUUCUGAAUAAACUCAUUUUGCCGGUAGAA
Messenger RNA from Equus quagga, 2278 nucleotides. It is a transcript of the gene TYMP, whose product is annotated as thymidine phosphorylase. Lineage: Eukaryota; Metazoa; Chordata; Mammalia; Perissodactyla; Equidae. Gene Ontology annotation, biological process: pyrimidine nucleoside metabolic process; pyrimidine nucleobase metabolic process. Gene Ontology annotation, molecular function: pyrimidine-nucleoside phosphorylase activity; 1,4-alpha-oligoglucan phosphorylase activity. Gene Ontology annotation, cellular component: cytosol. Bases 414 to 1895 code for a protein of 493 amino acids. The record is from RefSeq and is a predicted model, not a curated record. The transcript has 10 exons.